This is a messenger RNA of Malaya genurostris, 3655 nucleotides long. RefSeq names its product serrate RNA effector molecule homolog (gene Ars2). NCBI's taxonomy places the organism in Eukaryota, Metazoa, Arthropoda, Insecta, Diptera, Culicidae. The transcript has 9 exons. Gene Ontology annotation, cellular component: nuclear body. The record is from RefSeq and is a predicted model, not a curated record. The coding region runs from base 281 to 3133 and encodes 950 amino acids. Gene Ontology annotation, biological process: mRNA processing; primary miRNA processing.
AAGCAACAUCGUGGUGGGCACUGGGCAGCUGAAAAAUUGAAAGUUUGCCGACGCGUCUUCGCCAAUGUGAAAAUAUAAUAUAUUAUUUUCCGUGUUACAAUCAUUACAAAGCUAGUUGUUUUAGCUUUAAAGUACCAUUUUAGUGAUUUGGCAUUAAAAAAAUUAUUUUGAUUAUAUUUGUUAGUUGAUUAGUAGAGAAUUAUAAGUUAUGCAGUCGAACUUUUUUUCUUUGCUUACCUGAUUGGGGUUAUGUCAUGCAAUUUCAGUAACCGGAUUUAAGAUGGCAGAUUCUGACGAUGAGUACGACCGUAAACGACGUGACAAAUUUCGUGGUGAACGAAGUGCCGGAGAUAGUUAUGCCCGAGGAGGAGAUCGAUCGGAUCGUUCUCGCGGACGAGAUGAUUGGGCUGAUCGUGGCAGACCACGUCAAGACUAUCGAGACUAUCGGCCACCUCCCCGGGAUCGUGGAUAUUCACCGGACAGAGAGGGUCCUCCAAUGAAGCGUCUCCGUGGAGAUGGAUGGGGCGAUGGAGGAAGACGCUUCGGUCAUGAUGGUUAUGGAAUGUAUGGCUAUGGACACGAUCAUUUUAGCAUGCAUCCCGGUGCUGGAUAUGGGCAUCAGGGUCCCAUGCAUCAAAGAGAACCUCAAUCUUCCGGAGAUAUGCAGACUCAACCAUGCAUGAUGACACUGAAACAAUUUUUAGCUACCCAGGACGAUGCUAUCUCUGAUUCUGAAGCGAUUCAAAAAUACAAUGACUAUAAGCUGGAGUUUAAACGGCAACAAUUGAACGAGUUCUUUGUGGCCCACAAAGACGAGGAAUGGUUUAAAAUCAAGUACCAUCCUGAGGAAUCGUUGAAACGCAAGGAGGAACAGCUUGGUUUCCUAAAGAAACGAUCCGAUGUAUUCGUCGAAUUGCUAGAAUCUAAGGACAUUGCCAAGGUGUCAGUUGAUACGUCAAAUUCGGACGCGUUGCUUCGCUUGUUGGAUACGGUAGUCAUCAAAUUGGAAGGCGGAACCGACGAGGAUCUUAAGGCUCUGGAUGAACAACCUGUUGAGGUUGUGAAAAUUAUUCCCGAGAAACCAAAAUUUGAAAUCAAACGAGAACCUUUGGACAGCAUAAUAAAAAAGGAAAAAAUGUACAUUAAGGAGGAAAAAUUUGACAAUACGGCAAUGAAAAUGGAGAAAAUUGUCGAUCCUGCUAAGGAUGUCAUUGGUGGCGGUGAAUGGGAUGAUGAAGAACCAGUUGUCAAACCCAUUGAACAGAGAAAUAAAACACCCGAAAAGGAACCAGAAACACCAGAAAAAGAAUUAGAGGCAGAACCUGAACCCGAAGAAGAGUCUACUCCGCGAAAAAAAGACAGACGAAAGAGAAGUCGUUCGGAUUCAGCGUCCAGUUCGUCUUCAUCUUCGUCCUCCAGUUCGAGCGAUUCCGAAGAAGAAAAGGAAAAAGAAAAGAAGGAUGACGACGAUGACGAUGAUGAUGAGAAGAGAAAAGAACAGGAAACGACGGAAGCCAAUACACCUCCGUUGCCUGCAGAACAAGAAGAGCAUCCGGCGAGUAAUGGCCAUAAAAGUGGUGAAGAGGAAGAGACACCAGUCAAUGUAGAAUCAACAGAACCAGAGAAAAUGGAUACUGAGAAAGAUGCUUCAGAUAAUGUCAAUGCUAAUGAUAUUGUCGCUGCUGAAGAAAAAGAUGCUGAAGUAGCCGAAAAGGAAACGGAAUCGAGGACAGAAGUAGAACAAGUUGCUGACGAAGAAGCUACCAACAAAGAAAAUGAAGAUUCGGAACGUGUUGCAACCGUCGAUUUGGUUAAAGAUACUAACACAGGACCGGCUCCCAGAGCUCUUCACAGAACCAGCUCAAUUUUUCUACGAAAUCUAGCACCUUCUAUCACGAAAGUAGAAGUAGAAGCAAUGUGCAAGCGAUAUAAUGGUUUCUUACGUGUCGCAAUCGCUGAUCCAUUACUGGAAAGAAGAUGGUUCCGCCGUGGAUGGGUAACUUUCCGUCGGGAUGUCAACAUCAAGGAGAUCUGUUGGAAUCUCAACAAUAUCCGGUUAAGAGAUUGCGAAUUGGGAGCGAUUGUCAAUAAAGAUUUAAGUAGAAGAGUGCGCCCGAUUAACGGACUCACAUGUCACAAGACGAUUGUUCGCAGUGACAUUAAACUGUGCGCUAAAAUAACUCACAAUCUGGACGAUAAGGCCGGGCUGUGGAAAGAUUCGAAUUCGGAUAAUGGCGAAAAUAAUGGUGAAUUCUUUGGACUUCAGUCGAAUAACCCGGUCUUGCAAAACAUCACCGAUUAUUUGAUUGAGGAAGCUUCCGCCGAAGAAGAUGAACUACUUGGCCUUUCCACAGAAACGAAAAAAGCUACGGACGGUGAGUUAGUUGAGCGCGAUCCACAGCUCAUCGAAGUACUGGAUAAGCUAAUUCUGUAUCUACGGGUAGUUCAUUCGGUUGACUUCUAUAAUCACUGCGAGUACCCUUACGAAGACGAAAUGCCAAACCGGUGUGGUAUAAUUCACGCGCGAGGACCGGUGCCACAGAAUAAGGUCACCACGAAUGAAAUCCAAGAGUAUGUCCGCACAUUCGAAAGUAAAAUGGGUUCCUUUUUGGCAAGAAUCUCCGAGCUCGAACAGGAGGAAAUGAAAAAACUUGGCUCAAAAGAUUCAGAAGCCGAAGUGGAAAAGUUUAUACAAGCUAACACUCAGGAACUUGCCAAGGACAAAUGGCUAUGCCCACUGUCGGGAAAAAAAUUCAAGGGGCCGGAUUUCGUACGAAAACACAUUUUCAAUAAACACGGAGAAAAGGUCGACGAAGUACGCAAGGAGGUAGAGUACUUCAAUAAUUAUUUGAAAGAUCCCAAACGACCGCAGCUACCCGAACAUCCGGGUAAUACAAAAAAAGCGCCUAUUGAAGCGCCUCCACCGAGUGCGGGAUAUCGUCCGUCGUAUGGAAUGCCUCACGCGUAUGCAUCGAUGUAUGCUCCUUACGCACCACCUAUGAUGGCACCAUCUGCUGGUCGUGGUAGACCAGGAUUCGGUCGAGGAGGAAGAGAAUCCAUGCGAGAAAUUCGUCGGCCAAUAGUGGCGUACAGCGAUUUGGACAUGCCCACUUUCGAUGAUAGCUUUCUUUAAACUUGCGAUUUCCCGCUAAUUUGAGGAUAUAAGAUAUUCUUCUACAAUUGAUUUCAAUUUUGUAGUUAAAUAUAUCGACAAACUAAGAAAUAUACGAAACUAGAGAAAAGCUAUCAGAACUAGAUUAUCAUAACAAUUUGGUCGACAACACCACCAACGUUGAUCGUCAUUACACCAUUCCAUUGCAAUCGUUCCAGAAUGGCGCCCGAUUAUCGUCCAGUAAUUCACUAUCGCGAUUUGGAUGCCCCCCGUGAACCAGAUGAUUUUAUUUAGCCUGACACACGAAAUACGUUCUCAAAUUAAUUAAUGCAUCAUCAUACUGUAGAAUUAGGAUUCACGUUCCGGUCUCGCUGAGACGAUAUUUAAUUGUUCAGUUUAGCCUAAUUGUUUUUACUUGAUAUUGGUUCAUAUUUUCUUCCAUUAUAAUUUCUAUCAAAGCGAUCACUCAUUCAAAUGUGUAAUGACAAAAGCAGCAUGCCGAUCGGCAACGGUUUAUCUAAAGUAAUAUAACUUCUAAAAUAA